Coniophora puteana RWD-64-598 SS2 is the source of this 1349-nucleotide messenger RNA. RefSeq names its product glycoside hydrolase family 92 protein. Gene Ontology annotation, molecular function: peptide-N4-(N-acetyl-beta-glucosaminyl)asparagine amidase activity. The transcript is spliced from 5 exons. Lineage: Eukaryota; Fungi; Basidiomycota; Agaricomycetes; Boletales; Coniophoraceae. Gene Ontology annotation, cellular component: cytosol; nucleus. The record is from RefSeq and is a predicted model, not a curated record. Gene Ontology annotation, biological process: glycoprotein catabolic process; carbohydrate metabolic process; protein deglycosylation. The annotation marks the transcript as partial.
UAUGCCGACCGCCAAGAAUUUGUCAACUACGAAGUUCGCGCGGGCCUGUCGACCUCCUACGCCGACCGUGGAUGGAUUGAAAACGACGUGCACUCCGAAGCAGGGUCUCGCACGCUCGACUACGCAUACGAUGACUAUGCCGUCUCCAUCCUCGCCACCCUCCUGAACAAAGCCGACAACGCGACGUUCUUCGCAAACCGCUCGCGCACAGCCCCGUUCACCAUCUUCAACAACGCCACCGGCUUCAUGGAGGCACGUAAUUCGAGUGGUAUCUUUGCAGGGCCGGACGAAGGGUGGACGGAGGGCGAUAAGUGGAUAUAUACGCUCGAUGUUGUGCAGGACGUUCCUGGGCUUAUUGAGCGCAAGGGCGGAAACGAGAGCUUUGUCGAGUAUUUGGAUGAAUAUUUUGGCGGAGGGCAUAACGAUCAGACCAACGAACCUUCGCAUCAUGCGCCGUAUCUGUACGUCUUUGCAGGUGCUGCGUCGAAGACGCAGUCGUUGCUUCGGCAGAUUGCUCAGGAGAACUAUAACUCCACCGUCAAUGGUCUUUCAGGUAACGAUGAUUGUGGCCAAAUGAGUGCUUGGUAUAUCCUCGCUACGCUCGGAUUUUACCCUGUUGAUCCCGUCUCUGGGGAGUUUGUCGUUGGAAGCCCUUUCUUUGACAAGGUCACCAUCGACUUCCCUUCUAACAAAACACUGACGGUCACCUCAACGGGUGCACCCUCAAAGCCAUACGUCAGCUCGGUUACGGUAAACGGGCAAGCUCUCGAGCAACCUAUAGUCCGUUAUGAGGAUGUCGUGAACGGGGGCGAGAUUGUGUUUGAGAUGAGCGAUACGCCGCAGCCGUGGGGGAGUGCGACGGUUGUGAAUGGUACAAGUUUAUGAGUCAUUGGUGGUUUGUAUCACUAUAGUGCAAUAUAACUCGGGUUUACGAAGCGCUUCACAUCAACAGCCAAGUCAGACCUCGAAACGUCAGCAUUUAUACUGAGAGUGAAUAUAGGCACCUACAGAUCAAUCGUCCACAAUCUCCAUAUCUCCAUCGUACUCAUCUUCCACAACGUCUUCGUCAUCGCCGUUGGUACUUGCAACAAUCAAUCGCAGCUCAUCAGCGCUCAUCUCACGCAGAUCCCGCUCCUUCCUCGCUUCACGCAGAACACCGAGCUUUUCUUCCAUCCAAUCAUGUCCGUUCGCUCCUCGCACGUUUCCGUAUAUCCCAAGGUAUCCGAGCCGCUCAAACGAGGCAACCAGCAGGAUCACAAAGUCGACCGCAUCGCGAUUCUGGAUGUGAGAGCUAAGCAGAUCCAAGCUCGUGAGAGUACGAUUGCGCGGGGCUCCUCGCCUCACCUCGA